AUGCAUAGUCACAAGUUGAUUACGCUUGUGGUCCUUUUGGCAUCGCUUGUCUCCGCAGUAGACAUUGGUACUGCCUUUGUUCGAGAUUUUGUCAAGUACUUAACCCCAGGGUUUCUUGAGACCGAGUUUAUUGCCAGCAAUGAAUUUGUUUCUCUCGAAGGAGAAGGUAUUUUGACUCGCCGGAAGGUUAUAGGGGAAUCUCCUGAAAUGACAAUUGACUCGGAACUUGUCUGGGCAGUUGAUUUACGUCAAUUUCAGCUGCUGGACUUACUGCUGCUCAAAUUUCAUGUCGCCACCAAUGAAGUUUUUGUCUACGGACCAUCUCUUUCCUUGGCUGUCAUUGGUUUGGAUGAUGGAUCAUUGAUUUCAAAUGAUAAAUCAAUUGGUAAAAUCAAUUGGGUAGGGAGUGCUCCCGGAGGAAAUGUUUAUGCUGCCACUGAUGAUGGUAACCUUUUAGUUGUUAAUGAUGAUGGAACUGUUAGAUCUAUUGAUCUCAACCACUAUGAAAAGUUGGACCCCUCAAGUUCUCCUAGAUUUCUCACCGUGAAUGCAAUUGACUACAUUGUGUUGGAUUCCGGCCAUAUAUUUAAGAUUACUGAUUCUGUAUUACCAGUUGGCCAUGUUCCUGGAGUGAUUAAUGUUGGCAAAUCGGCAAUUGUUGCAGGGAACAAUCAUGUAUUUAGAAUUUCUACCGACGGGACGCUUACGGAAAUCAGUCAUCAGUUCCUUAAUCCUACAAUUGUGACUACUAAUGAUAUCGUUGAUAUCGAUGGUUCCAAGCUUUUGUUUUAUAAGAUUAAUGAUGAUAAUACUGCUGAUGUCGUAUACACCAAAGAAGAAAUAGCACCUAUUUCAGGUGUUCAUGCUAUCUCUAAUGAUGUUAAUGAAAUCUUGGUUGUUGACUUGAGUCCCUCAAACCUGAAGAUUUUAGUUUUAACAGAUUACUUGGCUAAUGCUCUGUCCGACACAAUUAAAGAGUUCAAUAUAGGUUCAUCUCAGAAAUUUGAAAAGAGUAUUAUUCUUUCCUCUGAAAAUACGGUGUUAACUUCAUCUAUCGAGGACUCCAAUUUGUUUUUGGAAACCAUCAACUGGUCAACUGGUCGACAAGAGCUUCGUGCUAUUUUCAAGGUUACUGUUGAUCCAAAGAGUAUAUUAAUAGUUGACAAGCCUAAUGUGGCCACUGAAUCACUUGAGCUGGCAUUACUUGCCACAGAGAGUAGCUCCAUUUUUGUCAAUUGGCUUGCAAGAACUAAAAGGCAUUUAUCUGCCAUUGGUAAAUUGGCUACAUCUGUAAUUGUUGAUCAUAGAUUGCCAACUAAUGACGAUUCUGGACUUUUUCCUGAAAUUGAUUUUGGUUUUGAUAAACUUGUGUUAUUCUUUGAUCUGAACUCAUGCCGAGUCGUUGCCAUGAACACUAAGGAUGGUUCCAAAGAAUGGACUACAGAAAAAUUUUGCACAGCAUCUGACUCCCAAUUACUUGGUAUGUUCAUUGCUAACGACGAUGUGGUGGUUACAUUGGAACAACAUGUACAUAGAUUCAAUCUCCAUGAUGGACUGAGAUUUGGACCUGCUCGAUUCACCCAGUACGGUUAUACCGAUGCCAUUAAAUUGAAAGCAAUUGAGGCUGGUAGAGAUACUUGGGUUUUAAGAAAUGGUAAGGAAUUCACAAGAUAUGGUCCCUUUGAUUUUGCUGGUGAUCAAAUAGUUAUUACCAAUGAAGACAAUGUUAAAUUGCAAGCCUACAUUUCAACUAAAGGUAAGUUUAUUCCAACAUGGUCGUUUGGUUCAAGCAAUGAGAAAAUCAUCAAGCACAUUGGGAAACCCGAAGAAUCAACUACUUCUUCAAUAGGUGUUGUGUUACAUGAUAAAUCUGUCUUGUACAAGUAUUUAUAUCCUAACACUGUUUCAGUGAUUACCUCUAAUGAAGAAGGUAUAAUCACGUUCUAUUUAUUGGAUGGUGUCAAGGGUGAGAUAUUGUACACCUUCAAGCAUGAUCCCAAAGAAGUUCUUGAUGUUGAUUCAAUUGAAGUUCUUAUGGAUGAUAACUGGAUUAUCUAUACUUAUUUUGUGUUUGAGCCUCGAUUCGAACAAAGAAUAACUGUUUUAGAUCUUUUUGAUAAUUACAAAAACUUGGGAGGAGCUGCCGUGGAACAAGUCUCUGCAUUUGAUAGAGAUCUUAAAAUCACCAAUGUUUCUCAGCAAGCGUAUACUUACCCUGAUAGAAUUAUUAAAUUGAAAUCUACUGUCACCAAACAUGGAAUUACAUUGAAAUCGGUGAUUGCUCUUACUGAAAAUGGAGCAUUGGUUGAAUUUCCGAAAUGGGUUUUGAAUAGUAGAAGAGUUGUGGGAAGACAAUUAACUAAGGAAGACAUGAUGAGUGAUUUCAGACCACUUCAAUAUGAACCCGUUGUUCCUAGAAACACCAAACAAAUUCUCAAUCAUAAGUUUAAGGUAUUUGUUGAUAAAAAUGGUACUAUAUUGACGAAGGAUACUAAUUUGGAAUCUACAAGUGUUGUUUGCUAUAUCAAUAGCUACAACAUGUUUUGCACCAUUGCUCAACCCUCACGUUCAUGGGAUGUUUUAGGUUCAAGCUUUGAUAAGAACAAGUUAGCCAUAACCAUUCUUGUGUUAAUUAUGGCCUAUAUUACUUCGACACUAUUGGUUACCAAAAAAUCACUACAUGAUUCAUGGCAUGACUCUUCAUGA
This is a messenger RNA of Lizanozyma spartinae, 2706 nucleotides long. RefSeq lists its product as uncharacterized. The transcript has a single exon. Lineage: Eukaryota; Fungi; Ascomycota; Pichiomycetes; Serinales; Debaryomycetaceae. The record is from RefSeq and is a predicted model, not a curated record. Bases 1 to 2706 code for a protein of 901 amino acids. Gene Ontology annotation, biological process: protein folding in endoplasmic reticulum. Gene Ontology annotation, cellular component: EMC complex.